This is a messenger RNA of Heteronotia binoei (common prickly gecko), 1616 nucleotides long. Its product is annotated as myb/SANT-like DNA-binding domain-containing protein 7. The record is from RefSeq and is a predicted model, not a curated record. The coding region runs from base 34 to 1275 and encodes 413 amino acids. NCBI's taxonomy places the organism in Eukaryota, Metazoa, Chordata, Lepidosauria, Squamata, Gekkonidae. The transcript has 5 exons.
AGUACGGCAGCGUUCCGCGCGCCGCCCUCCCCGAUGCCUGAUCGGGCGGAGCAACUCAGCCCUCGCCCCCUCCGAGAGCUCCGCGGCCCAAUCAGAGCCGGGGUUGGAUUUUCCGCUCGUCGUUCCCGUGCGUUUGCACGACUGCAGCAUCAAAGAGGCGAGUCGGAUUAUCGAGCUUUAACUUCGACGCUUGAGAGGAUCCGGUGCUUGCAUGCUUUUUACAUGAUGGCCGAAAAUAAAAAGGGAAAUGGUGGCCGUGGAGUCUCCUGGCGCGAGAGGGAGACGCUGGAUCUUCUCUCCUUUUGGGGUGAGGAGGAGGUGCAGGAGGCCUUGGGGAUUUCACAUCGAAACAUAGACAUCUUUGAGAGGAUUGCAGAGCAGAUGGCAGCCAAGGGACACAAGCGCACUGCAGUGGAGUGCCGCACGAAAACCAAAGCCCUGCGGCAGGAAUACAAGAAGGUUACAGCACACAACCAAUCCAGUUAUUCACCAGUAACCUGCCCUUUUUACAAUGAGCUCCACCGUAUUCUCCGAGAGGAUGCCCGCAUUAGGCCAAAGCGUGUGCCCAGAAUCCUUAAUCUGCCAGCAGAGGAAGAGGAGCGAACACUGAGCACGGAGGGCAUGGGUGGAUCGGAGAUGCUAGCCAGUCACAAUGUACUGACUAUCAAACAUGAAGACAUACGGUGUUCCACACCUGUAGAUGCAGGCAUCAGUGAGGCUGUCCCAAACAUUGCAGAGAGCAGUCCAGUUUUGGAAGAGCAGCUGGAUGAGACCAAGGUCAUGUGCAACAUGCAGCAAGGGGACAUUGCUGCAUCUGGAGAUCAAGCUGCCCUUCCCGAAGGACACAAGGUGCAACCCUCCACUCCCGCUUCCGAAGAGCAAGGUGAACCCUCGGACGCAGAGCAGGAAAGGCCAGUGGUGGUCUUGUCACCCGCUGCGCGGCUGGCCAAUGUGAGGCACCGCAAGAGGCGUUUCUCUUUGCUGAACGACGUGGCUCACCAGAUGCUGCGCCAGUGUGAAACCGAGGAAGCGAACGCCAACUGGCGCCACAAGGAGUUGCUGGUGCAAAACAGACGGCAACACGAAGAGAUGAUGGCAGAAGAGCGCCGGCGGCGGAACCAGUUAGUGGAGGAAGCGAGACUAGAUCGUCAGGUGUUCCUGGAUGCCAUGCAGAAGAACACAGAUGCAAUGCUGGCGGCUGUCAAGGUCCUCAAAACGAUUGGUGAGGUCAUGCUGGCAAGGCAAGGGGGAGUCCCAGAACAGGGCAGAGGCUGAAGGGGUGAUCUGCCACACACCAGACAAGGUACACAGACCGCCCCUCCUGACAACAGUGCUGCCACACAGGACAGUGCGCCCAGGGACAGACCCAAUAAGUGUGUGUGUGCUGGCCAUAGGAGGACUUGCAUGGACCGAUGAUUUGCACAAACACUGCUUCUGCACAUGCUCAGAAAUGGUUCUGUAACACUUUUUGGGUCCUUAAACAUUACAUUCUUCUUUUACAGCAUAGCUAGUGUUGUUCAGAGCGCUUGCGUAGGGUUCCACGGGGAAGUUUCAGAGAACGAAACAGGUAUGCAGAGAACACCAUUGUUUACUAAUAAACACGUAGCGACACUAGA